UACAACAAAAUUCGAUGCGGCGUAUAACCUUGCGAUCAAAGAAUUAAAUUAAAAAUAAAGCGGUACGAACGCGAGGAAUUCAAUUGCUAUACUAAAAUUCGUGUUAAUCGAAAAUGCAGCUUACCAUUUCCACAACGUACGAUGGGGGCAGCUAUAAUUAUUUUCGAAAGUUCAAAUACGACGCACCCCCAAAAUCAACGAUGCCAAGUUACAAAUGGGGAGUGCAGGGUGUAGAAGAAACAUCGAAAAGCGGAAUCAACGGAAUUAAAGCGUAUUCAGAGAUCAGCCGUGGUUUAAAAAUUCCUCAAAAUGAUAUUUCAACGAUAGAUGUUGCACGAAUGAAGGAAGUCGAUGAUUUAUUCAAGGGUGUCCAAGUUCACCGGAAUCAGUACAAGGACCACACAGGUUCCCGUCAUCCCUUGCAGUAUUUCAAAGCUGAUCGGUACAAAUACCAAUGCGCCCCGGGAGCAACAACCUCAUAUUUUUCAAAGUAUCCGACAAAUUAUAUCGAAUACAAGAUACCGCCGACAGUGCCUCUCACGUACCAGAGAAAAAUGCGCACGCCUUACAUACCUAAUUUAUUCCUUACCGGCAUUUAUAACGAACGCGGCUGCGUCGCUUACAAACGAUGAUCUAUAAUAUUAAUUCACGUCGACCAUGCGAUAUAAUGAAUAAAACGUUCGUCGCGCAACACGGCAACAGAUUUAAUAUAUAUUCUACGAAUUGUUUCACAACGAUUAUGGUUUAGAGCACGCGGAAUUGUACAGUCCUCGUUGUAAUUAAAUCCUGAAAUGAAACGCGGAGAAGAAUUCUGGAA
Megalopta genalis is the source of this 817-nucleotide messenger RNA. RefSeq lists its product as uncharacterized. Lineage: Eukaryota; Metazoa; Arthropoda; Insecta; Hymenoptera; Halictidae. The record is from RefSeq and is a predicted model, not a curated record.